Phymastichus coffea is the source of this 11029-nucleotide messenger RNA. RefSeq names its product protein split ends (gene PHRF1). The transcript is spliced from 14 exons. Lineage: Eukaryota; Metazoa; Arthropoda; Insecta; Hymenoptera; Eulophidae. The coding region runs from base 196 to 10053 and encodes 3285 amino acids. The record is from RefSeq and is a predicted model, not a curated record.
UUGGAUGGCUCGUUGGCGCUAGUAGUGGUGGAAGAACCCGUCGUGAGAGAGCAGAGUAUCAGUAUCCUGCCUUGAGCAUCGAAAAUAUCGCGUCGGGGACGAUGAACUUCGUCAGCAACGACGUUGUUCCAAUCCACUAGAUACACAAAACUCUUAAUGGUGCUGUGCAAUUAGCAAAUAGAUUCAAUCAAAAUUAUGUCAAGUGACAGCGAAAAACUGCUCAAACCUUCCAAAAGGCUGAAGCCUAUUCUCUAUGAUAGUGAUAGCAGUGAUAGUUCUUUUAUAAACAGAAACCGUAGUAAGAGACGAGUUCGUAGAGUAAUAAGUGAGAGGGAAAGCAGUGAUGACGACAGUGAUAUCCCUAUGAGACCUGUGAGAAAGGUGAUGAAAAAGCUUGUCAGUGAUGAAGACUCUACAUCUGACAGCUUAACAGCUGGUGUGAAUGAGGCUCACAAUUUUGAUAGUGGCAGUACAAGUUCAGAGUGGCAGUCUGAUUGGGAAAGUAUGGAAGAGUCUGAGUCAGAAGUAAUCAACAGAAACAAGAGCAAGCGCAAGAAAGCAACUAUAAACACAUCAAGUGAUUCCGAUUCUAGUGACGAGAAUACUGCCAAAUGUCCAAUUUGUUUGCUCAGCUUUCGUAAACAGGAGAUCGGCAAUCCCGCCGUCUGCGAGCAUUGCUUUUGCUUGGAGUGCCUCGUCGAAUGGAGCAAAAAUGUCAAUACUUGUCCUGUCGAUCGCAUAGCUUUUGAUGUCAUCAAUGUACGGACAAGAGUUGAUGGAAGUAUUAUACGACAUGUGCCAGUCCAAGUUAGAAGUUCAACUGAAGAAAUAGUUCACGAAGAUCCAACAUAUUGCGAGGUGUGUCAGAGAUGCGAUCGAGAAGACAGAAUGCUUCUCUGCGACGGCUGUGACGGUGGCUAUCACCUCGAAUGCUUAGAUCCACCAAUGGAAGAAGUUCCUAUGGAUGAUUACUGGUUUUGCCCCGAGUGUGCUCAUAAUACACAAGACGAGGCGGAAGUAAUUGAAAUCGAUCUUAAUGAAGUGCCAGACCUUAUGGAAGAGGCUCGUAGUCUUGGUCUGUCAUACGGACGUUCCCAUACAUACGCCCUGUCGACUGCGGUAGAUCGUCUCAGACGUCAUCUCAUACCGCGUACCCGUCAAAGUGAACGUGUUCGCGAGACUGUACGUACGCGUCGAGCAGUCGCCGCGUCGUUGUUGUCAAAUCCGCAGCCGUUGUCGUCAGAUUUUAAUUCGAUAAGCGAAUAUUUGGGACCAGGGCCGUCGCGCGUCCGUGCCGCGAAACCACGACGAACUACGAGUAAGAAAAAGACUGGAAGAAAGAGUAAAAGAUCAGUGACGUCUCGAUACAGUAAAGAAAUGCGCAAAGUGAAGAUAGAAGAAAUCAAUACUGACGGUGAAAUCGAGGAAAUUGUCACUUAUGUGAGGGCUGGUAAUAACGAGGCUGCUGCUACCAGAUGCAGAAAAAAGAAGCGUAAGAAGAGGAAGAAGCAGUCUCGUUGUCGGACCGUAGCUUCAAUGAAGACGACAAAAAGGCGUUUGGUCACCAAGCUGGGUAUCGCUCGGGUCGGCACUGCUACGCAGUUGUCGCCAACGUUGAAAAACGAGCCCGAGCGUCCAAAUCCCAAUGUUGCGUUGCGUAUCUCUCGAAAUAACGCUGGUAUCGCACCACUCAGCCUGUUUGGCUCGGGACUUGGACUUGACUACAGUCCACCGGGGUCAGACAACGAGUACGAAGACCAAUCAACGGACGGAGUAGGCCUGUUGUCUCGAGUUGUACGUCGACCAAUGAGUAUUCGUCGUCGCGCCGUCAUCAAAGCCGGUCUCAUCGGUAGUUCACCAACAACAACUGACCUACUAGGUGACAUUCUCAGCAGUCAAGAAAUCUGGCAUUCCAACAGAUCCAAGAUUGAACUGAAGAACGACGGUAGCAUUAAAGUCGUCAAGCCCGAAGUCAAUAACAACAGCAGCAAGAGCCCCAUCAAGAAAGACGACAAGCCGUUGAAUUUGAACAACGUCGAUCCCAACAAUCUCAUUCAGCAAGCACCCAUGUACAACAAUCCCCGCGGUGGUAAUCGGGGCGGCGGUGGCAAUUACCGCGGAGGUCCUGGUGGUAACUAUCGCGAGAGCACGCGUCACAGUCACGGAGGAGCUGGCGGAAACUACAACUCUAGUGGUGGUGGCGGUGGCGGUGGGAACUACGGUUCCGGGGGAGGAAGAGAUUCGUACUCUCGACACAGCUUCGGCGGUACAAGUAACCUUCCUCAGGACUACUCGCAAACUGGUCCGCACUUCCAGCACCCACCACCGAUGAUGCGCCAACAGCAGCCUCCGUACCGCAGAGAUAACAGAGACGGCAGAGACGAGAGAAAUCAGCAGCAGCAAGGCAACGAUCAACGCAGAUUUGGCAAUCAGCAGCAGUCGCAAGGGUUUAUAAGGCCGCCACCUCCGCCGCCAUUAUCGCACAGAAUGCCAGGUCCACCGCCGAUGCAGCAGCCGCUCGACAUGCACAGAUCGUCGCAAAAAUUUCACGAAGAGGACGAUGGCAUGUACGACGACCUGCCCGAAAGGUCGAACAACGACGAUGACGUUGGUCUUUGCCCACCGCCCGAGCCACCGGAGGGCCUCAUGGAUUUUGACGAGAGCGAGCGUGGUAACGACAGUGACAGAGAGGAGGAUCUGGUGAUCGACGAUACGCCAAAAGAGCAACCUGCCAGUGGCGGCGGUCAAGUCAGCGCUGACAAGUACGAUCCUUUCGCUGACAUGGACAGCGACAGCGACGACGAAGGCGGUAAUGCUGCUGCACAGGCGGCGAAAAAGGCGAGCACGAGUGUACCGCCGCUCAUGCCGCCUCCAGGAUUCUCGAGUUUCCCCGAUCUCAAGGGCGACGACAACGAGUCGAUGCUCGGCGAUGGCGCAUCCAUGAUGGGAGAUAGCGCGUCGAUGAUGGGCGAUAAUGCGUCGAUGAUCGGCGAUAGCGCGUCGAUGAUGGGCGACGGUGCCUCGAUCAUAGGCGACAACGUCUCUGUGGCCGACGACGAGGACUUCCGCAAUAGUCGACCGCUGCAGCCACCACCAGGAAUGUUCGACUUUCCCGAUGAGGAAAACAAAAAGAGUAGCAAAAAAAAGGAAGAGCCAGCACGCAAGACUGAGCAACCGAGGAUUCGACUGACAGCUUACGACGAUGACGACGACGAAGAGGACGAAGAUUCGGACGAUGGUUGUCCCAACUUCUCAAUUUACUCGUCGGAAACUAUGGUCGUUGCCAGAAACACUGAGAAAGAGAUGGCGUCACAGGUGGCGCCGCUCGAGCCACCUCCGAUGCCUUUUGGCAUGUCCGAGGACGAUUUGAGAAGCAGAGCUGGUAGUCCGCCACCUCUCGAGCCGCCGCCGAUGUUCGAUAUGGAAGACGAGAUGCAAAGCAAAGCUGGCAGUCCGCCGCCGCUCGAGCCACCGCCGAUGCCAUUCGAACUCGACGAGUUGCAAAGUAAGGCUGGAAGCCCACCUCCGUUGGAACCGCCGCCGAUGCCCUUUGGCAUGGAAGACGAGUUGGCGAGCAAAGCUGGAAGUCCGCCUCCGCUGGAACCACCGCCGAUGCCCUUUGGCAUGGAAGAGGAUAUGGCAAGUAAGGCUGGUAGUCCGCCACCGCUCGAACCUCCUCCAAUGCCUUUCGGCAUGGAAGACGACUUGGCGAGUAAAGCUGGUAGUCCGCCUCCGCUAGAACCACCGCCGAUGCCCUUCGGCAUGGAAGAGGAUAUGGCAAGUAAGGCUGGAAGUCCUCCACCGCUCGAACCACCUCCAAUGCCUUUCGGCAUGGAAGACGACUUGGCGAGUAAAGCUGGUAGUCCGCCACCUUUCGAACCGCCUCUAAUGCCAAUGAUUGACGACGACUUGGGCGAUAAAGAACUGGAGCACCCAUCAAGGCCUUCACUCGCUAUGACCGAGUCGGCUCCGAAAAUCAAAAUUCUUCCCCAAAUAAAGCCACUUGUGCCACCGCCUACGCCGCCGGUAGCGCCAUUGGAACCACCGCCAACUCCCCCACCAGUUCAGGCAUUCGAUCCAACAAUGCCACCGCCAACCACGUCGAUGUUACCUCCACCAUCUAUGUCUAUGCCUCCACCAAACAUCACUAUGCCUCCACCGAAUGUCACUAUGCCUCCGCCGAAUGUCACUAUGCCUCCGCCGAAUGUCUCUAUACCUCCACCGAGUGUCGCUAUGCCUCUGCCAGCUACGUCAACUCUCCCGGUUAUACAACCCCUGAUUGCUCCGCCGAUUGUCCAAUCUCUCAUGCCUCCGCCAGUCGUACAACCUAUCGCACCUCCGCCGGUUGUACAACCUAUCGUAGCUCCAUCAGUGACAACUUUGACUACGCCAUUGAUGCCGCCACCAAUUCCGCCAAUAGACGAAUUGUCCCUUGAAGUUGAUGAGGACAGUCCUCUUGAACCACCACCAGCUCCACCGAGUAUUCUCGGUGACGACGAGGAUGGAAUGUCUGUGAGAAGUAGCGCUGACGAGAGCGAUGAGUCGGGUGAAGAAAUCGAAGAAGAGACUAUCGACGAAGGCGGUCCGGUGAUUGGACCCAAGAAUCGUCAGCGAAAGAAAUCAACGUCUAAAAAGAAGGAGGAAGAAGCUGCGCCUGCUGCGACUGAAGGCGAAGAUGGCGAGGAGGAAGAGCACAAGGAGGAAUAUCUCGAUGCCCUGCAGAAAGAGAGGCAAAAUAUGAACAAGGGUAAAAUUCAAUUGGAUACCAGAGGCAAGAUCACUUUUAAGAUAGGUAAUGUCAGUAGGUUGAAUAAGGUGAAUUUGUAUGAUGACGUUGAUGAGAGCGAAGUGUCGCACAUGAAACUUGACAUUGCCGAGAUGGAAAGGGAGCGAGAAUUGGAGCGGGAACAGGAAAAGGAGAAAAAAGAUAAAACCAAGGAUAAAGACAAAGAUAAAGACAAGGACAAGGACAAAGAUAAGGAUAAAGAUAAAGAAAGAGACAGAGAGAAGGUAAAAGACAGGGAUAAGGAGAAAGUCAGGGACAAAGACAAAAGUAGGGAUAAAGAGAAGGAUAGAGAUAAAGAAAAAGACAGAGAGAAAGAAAAGGACAGAGACAAAGACAAGGAUAGAGACAAAGAAAAGGACAAAGACAGAGAUAAAGACAGAGACAAGGAUCGAGAUAAGGAUAGGGAUAAAAGAAGAUCACCAGAUAAAGACAAGUAUCGUCAUGAGAAAGAUUCUCGUUCACGCCGCGAUCGAGACCGUGACGACAAAAAGUCUCGCAGUAGUCGUAAGUCGCCCAAACGACAAGAAAUCAAAAAGACUACUACUGGCAUAACUUCAGGAUGGGACAUUAAGCCAGCUUAUGUAUCCUCGUCUUCGUCUGCCUCUGUUUCUCGCAGCGGAUCGAGCAGCGAAUCAGAGGACGAAAGUCUAGCUCGCAAAAGUAGUACCGCUACAAAGAAACCUGCUAUUAUUGAUUCGAAAGCCGUGAGAAUCGACUUAUCAGAGUUAGAAAAGACUCUAGGCAAGAAACUCGGCGAAUUGGACGAAGCCAAAAAACCGCAGGAUGUCGAAAUUGUGACAAUCCAGGACGACACGGAAUACAGUAAAACGAAAGACGAUGAUUUGGAAAUUGUUAACGUGUAUGUACAAAAAGAAGAUCGAGAAAAGGAAAAGGAGCGAGAGAAGGAGAAGGAGCGAGAGAAGGAAAAAGAGCGAGAGAAGGAGAAGGAGCGAGAGAAGGAAAAGGAGCGAGAGAAGGAAAGGGAUCGAGAAAAAGAGAAGGAACGAGAAAAAGAAAAGGAACGAGAGAAAGAAAAGGAACGAGAAAAGGAGAGGGAGCAAGAAAAAGAGAAAGAAUCUGCGAAAAUUCUUCCAAAAGUGAAUAGUCUUCUUGAAGAAAUUGAGAAGACCUGCGAGGUUCAACUAAUGAUGAAACCAAGUCCUAUUGAAGAACCACCAACACCGAUCGUCGAAAGAGAACCCGAAGAAAAGAUUAUAGAAUCGGAGAAAGAUGACGAUGCCAUGAGUAUUUCUGACGGGGAAAAGGAGGAUGAAGAAGAUGACGACGAUUUGGAGAGCGCCGAGAUGAUCAAGUCCAUGGAAAAGUCGAUGGAAUCGAUGGAUAUGAUGCUAGAACAAAUGAAAGAUGCUGAGCGAGAAUUAGAGGAAGAGCUUGUUGCUCAAGUCACGGAAGAAACUACUAAAACGAGAAAAGUAGAUGACGAAAAAGAAGAAGAAGAAGAAGAAGAAGAAGAAGAGGAGGAGGAGGAUGAAGAUGAAGAUGAAGCAGAAGUGGCGAAAGAGGAGCAAGAGCUGAUUCAAAAAGAACUCGAGAAGAAAAUCGACGAGAAGAAAAAAGAGAAAGAUAACGAAAAGAAAAAAGAUCCAGAACCUGAGCCGCCUAAAGAGACGGUUGCGCCCUUAGUUUCCAUCGUACUCGACGAAGAGGACGACGAGGAACCUCAACCUCGCAGACGAACAAGUCCAAUAAGGAUUCGUCGAUUGGCAACUGAAGAGCGCGCUCGUGACUGGGAGACCGAGGGUAUGUACACUCCUUGUCAAGACGAAAUGACUCAAGACAAACGUGCUGCCCUCUUGGCGAAUGAUUUGGAGCCAAUCACGCCUAUCGCUAAACGUAUGGCCGAUGGCCUUGACGGCAUACGCACACCAGCUGGAUACGCUGGUCUAGGCACAGAAGCAAUUUCUGAGACUGACGAGACUAUGAAUUUCGAAGACGAAUUGGCUCUGCUGUCUAUACGUGGAGGGCUGUCGAGGACAGACGUCGAGGAAGGCGAAAUUCCCGAGCUUGGACCUAGAAAGCGAGCCCUGUUACUGGCUGCCAAAGCAAGAGCAGAGGAGGAAGGCAAACGUAAGAAGAAGAAGGAGAAGAAAAAAGAUAGCAAUAAAGAAGCCGAGAAAGAGAAUAUCGACUCGGAAAAUAAUUUACAGGCAAGCUCGUGGAAGAAGACUACGAAAACGGUUGCCAAGGAACGACAAUACAGAGAAAAACGUUCAAAGUCGAAGGAUGCCAAGACGAAAAAGAAGAAGGACAAGGAUGCUUCAAAAAAGAAAGAAAAACGUAAGGAGUUACCGCGCUACGACGUGAGAAAACUGGUUGCCGAGAAGCCAAGGGAUCGCAAAGACGAGUACGGUCGUGACAUUCGACCUCGAAGUAGUUCUCGUAGUCGGUCGCUAAGCCUUUCGCGCGAUCGAUCACUGUCCUACGAGAGACGAACUCGAUCGAUAACUCCGCGUCGCAGGGUGAUCUCGAGAAGCAGAUCGAGAUCGUAUUCGCGAGAACGAGGCAGACGCUCGCGCAGUCGAGAGUAUCGCUCGGUGUCGCGACGCAGAUCAUUGUCACCGAGAGGUAGACGUGCCGAGAAAACAGUUCGGCGAAGGUCACUGUCGAGAGGCAGAGCGAGAAGUCGCACUCCCAGGCGGCGAUCGCUCAGUCCACGCAAGAAGACUCGUGGCAGAUCUGCGAAAAGAAAACACAGAUCGAGAACGAGGUCGCGAUCGCGCUCUAGCUCCAGGUCACACUCCAGACGGAAGGACAGGAAAAAGCAGCACGUCGAGAGAUCACGUUCAAGAGUUCGCAAACGCUCGAGGUCUAAGAGUCGCAAACGCUCGAAGAGCAGGAAAAAGCACGCGAAGCGUAGAUCCAGAUCUAGAUCGCGAGAGUAUGAGGCGGCCGAGCAGUUCAUCAGAGAGGCCAAUUGGGGCGCAAAUCAAGUUCACUGGGCACCGUCGUGGUCGAGGUCAAGAUCAAGAUCGAAGACUCCGCCGCUCGCCCUUAUGCCGGAAAUCGGAAGAGCGAGGAAUUGGUCUCCUCCGGGACUGCUCAAUGUUAGCAGUGUGCCGUCAAAGAAUCUUAAAGUGAUCCUUCAAAAUAAAGAUGCGAUCAAGAAGAAAAAGAAGGAGAAGCGCAAAGAGGGCAAGAAAAAGGAACUGGAGAAAAAGAGAAAAAACAAGAAGGGCCGCAGUCCACCGCCCACCAAAGAAGUAUUUACCAGUGGUGACAAUAUCCUUGUCAGCGUGUGCUUUAACAAGGACAACGAGGUGCAACAGGUGACUCCCGAGCUACCUGAGACUAUACCACUCUUGCCACAAUUAAAACGCAGGCGAAGGGAACCUUUGCAGUUGGAACCGCCAGUGGUUCAGCCGCCAGCGAAGAAGUCCAAGAAAGACAAAUCCAAGGAGAAGGCUGCGUCAGCCGCGAUAGCGAGAGCAAAGUCUCCGGCCGUCGUCAAGGUAUCGAAAAAGAAAGAAAAGAAAAAGUCCAAGGCCGCCGAAAUAGCCGCCUCGAAAAAGCCAAUGGCGGUGAUCGAUCUCGACCAGUCGCCCUUCCGCGAACAGACUCCCUCGCCACGCGACGUCAUCGUACUCGACAGCGACGAGGACGAGCUGGAGAAACAGGCGCGCGCUGCCGCUGCUGCUAUGGAGAUCGGCACACCCGAGCAACCGCAAGAGUCGCAUACACCUGCCAGACCUGAUCCUACAUUCCAGCAGGGACCCAAAACUCCGCCGGAACCACAGGUCAAGUUCUCGAUUGCGAAUAAACAGAGCAGUUUGAGGACGACCUUGGUCAAUCCACUGCUCGAGGACGAAGAAGAGGAUCUAGAGCCUGCUAAUAUGAGCAUGACAGCCGAGAUGGCUGAACUCAUGGACGAGCAAGCAGAAGAAGAAUUGGAGUUGAGGGCACAAGAAGAACUGGAGAAUCGUAUGAAGGUUGGACCCAACACUCCGCCAGAGCCACCCACCUCGCCGCCUACUUCGCCCGAUGCCUACGAUCCGUUCGACCCAACCAAAUCACGUUCACCAACACCCGAACCCAUCAGCCAAGAGGAUGCCAAUACGGGGAAACAGGCCGGUAGUUCACCACUCGAACCACCGACUGAUCAAGUCACAUCCGAAGGUGCCUCGCAGGAAGAUCAGACGCAGCCACAAGAGACUGCCAAAGUUGUUUCCGACAAACCUAAGAUCAUCUCGAUGGUUACCAUUAAGAAACCCUCGCCCGUCACCAAUACUCCGCCGCUAAACGACUCGAACGAUCAAGACAAGAAAGACGAUACGAUUAUCAUUGCCGCGCAGACGACCAUCACUCAGACAACCACGCAAACGGUGCCUACCUCGCAGAUCAAUCCAUUCCCGCAGAAUAUGAAUCCCGUGCUGGCCACUGUUGCUGCUGCUGUGCAGAGAAAUAUGUUCAAUACCGCUACGCAACUUGUCACACCAAGGAAUUUGCUGACGACUAACACGCUCCUGCAAAACACACAGAAGCAGCUACCUCGACCAACCUUGCCUAAUAUCUUCGCCAACUCAGUACCAAAGCCACCACCAACUCGUACUCUACCAAACAAGAUACAGUCGAAGAAUAUAUCUAUGCUUGGUCAGAAUGGUAGUGAUGCUAAUCUCGAAAUCACUACUGAUAACAUCGACAUGUCUUCGCCAUAUUCUCCUGGUUCAAGUCUUAGCGAUGGAUUAUUCGAUCCACCGAGUCCUGCAUUCAUUAGCUCACCCAACGUCGCAUUGUCAACCAAAAUACAGAAGAAUCGACAGAAGAAGGAUGAUUUUGAUUCUCUCUUUGAUGCCUCUCCCAUUGUACACAGAAGCUCUACUAGGUCCAAGAAUGUAAAGAAACAGCAAGAGAAAGAUAAGAAGAGAAAGGGUACCCAUUCUAAAAUUGGAGUGCGCAUGGAUGAGAAUCAACUACAAAUUUUGGAUGAUCUUCCAAGUAGUGCUGUAGAGAUGCAAGUCAAGGAUAAGUUUUUGAAGAAACUUAACCGCCAAGAAAGGGUCGUUGAAGAAGUUAAACUAGUAUUAAAGCCGCAUUAUACUAAGAAACACGUAACAAAAGAAGAGUACAAGGAUAUUAUGCGGAAGGCUGUUCCAAAGAUUUGUCACAACAAGUCGGGCGAAAUUAACCCGAAGAAAAUCGCCGCACUCAUCGAGGCCUACGUGAAGAAAGUCCGGAGUAAAAAGAAACUCAUGGGAGGUUCUGCGGGAACGAUAAAUAACGUGAAAUCUGUAAAAAAGAUGUGGGGUUGAUCGGUUCAUGGGACAAGCCUGAAGUUAAUACUCGAGAACGAGGCGUUAGACCAAUUGUAGAUGUCAAAUCGUACCCAAAAAAAAUGAAACUGACAAUGAAAAACUUUGCCGUGCGGUAAGUGUCGUUAUGAAACGAAUAAUGUGUGCGAAUCGUAUCACGACAAGUGUAACGUCGGCCGAACAAUGUGUAUUGUAUGUACAUAAUUGAACUGAGUUAAAUGCGCAAUAAUUUUUAUUUAAAAACAAUCCAAGUACAAGGCUACUUGUUAUUAUCGUAAUCGAAAUUUCACACGGAUUCGCUGUUACUUUAUUUCUCGUUUAGAAAUUACAGAUUUAAGAUAGAAAAAAUACGUAAUAAACGAUACCUUUUCAGAGAGCCCAUGAUUUAUAUCACGUAAAAAACCACUUGGAAAAAAAACAAAAAAAUAUAUAAAGUAAAUAUUUUUUUUUCUUUCUUUGGGUUGCCAUUAUCUUUGAUUUUACACCCAUGUACGUUGUGAACUAACGCACGAUUUUUUUGUAGUGAAUCUAUCUUUAAAAUGAGGGAAAUCGAUAUAAGUGAAUAGGAAAAAAAUAUAAAGUUAUAUACACUAAGGGAUUGCGUCGUUUACGAUGACGAUUGAUAACCCUACACAAUUCGAGUUUUUUCAAUUGAAAAACUGUUUGUAUAGCUAGGCAUGAUGAUCUAACAUCGAAAUGUCGAUAACAAUGUGAUUACAAAGAUUUUUUUUCUUGUUUUUAUACCGCAAAUGCGACAAAACUAAUGAUAAACAAUGUUUAUCUAUGUAAAACGAUACUUUAAAAUAAAUUAAUUAUUAAAGAUGAUUGUCUUGUGUACAGUGCAGUUUGUUUCUUAUAGAGUGUAGUUUCAAAGAUUGCAUGCCCUUUUUUAAAAGCUUACAAUACGUUAGUUAUGGUUAUUAUAAAUAAAUUUUGAUGUGAUUAAUAUGUAAAAAAUCGUAAAUAAAAGUUUUGA